CUAGAAAAGGAUCAAAUGAAUCAAAUGAUGGGCCUUCACAAAGUCUAUCAUCGCCUCACUAUCCUCUCCCUAUUCCCUCUCUGUCCUCCGCCUCUUUUCCCCUCUCUCAAACUUUCCAGAUUCACCCUUGGCCACCUGAGAACUCAUCACUCUGCAAACUCCGCCAGAUUAAGGUCAAUCAUGGCUGCUGCCACUUCUAGGCUCGGCAAUCUUGUUUCUGCAACCUCUUUUGUAGCCGAAGAUGGUGGCGGUGGCUCCAAUGUCUCCGUUAAUUCUUCAACUGGUACCUCAACUCUUGAUGAUGAAGCUUUGGGAGGUAAGUAUCAACUUCCUCCACCAGAGAUUAAAGAUAUUGUUGAUGCACCGCCUCUCCCUGCAUUGUCAUUUUCACCACAAAGAGACAAAAUACUAUUCCUUAAGAGGAGAUCUUUACCUCCAUUGGCAGAACUAGCUAGACCAGAGGAAAAGCUGGCUGGCAUGCGAAUUGAUGGAAAAUGUAAUACCAGGAGCCGAAUGUCAUUCUACAUUGGUAUUGGUAUCCAUCAAUUAUUGCCUGAUGGUAGUCUGGGGCCAGAGAAGGAGGUACAUGGCUUUCCAGAUGGUGGUAAGAUCAAUUUUGUUACCUGGUCUCUUGACGGUAGGCAUUUAGCCUUCAGCAUCCGAGUUGAUGAAGAAGAUAACAGUAGCAGUAUGCUUAGAGUAUGGGUUGCUGAUGUGGAAACAGGGAAAGCUAGGCCCCUCUUUCAGUCCCAAGAUGUCUAUCUAAAUGCUGUAUUUGAUAAUUUUGUUUGGGUAGAUAACUCUUCUCUAUUAGUUUGCACCAUUCCAUCAUCUCGGGGUGAUCCACCAAAGAAACCUUUGGUUCCCUCUGGUCCAAAGAUACAAUCUAAUGAGACAAAAAAUGUUGUUCAAGUUCGAACCUUCCAGGAUUUGCUGAAAGAUGAGUAUGAUGAAGAUUUAUUUGACUACUAUGCCACCUCACAACUUGUGUUGGUUUCUUUGGAUGGUACAGUGAAGGAAAUUGGCCCACCAGCUGUGUAUACUUCAAUGGACCCUUCCCCGGACCAGAAAUAUCUUUUAAUUAGUUCUAUUCACAGGCCGUACUCUUUUAUUGUGCCAUGUGGUAGAUUUCCCAAAAGAGUAGAACUAUGGACAACUGAUGGAAAGUUUGUGAGAGAGCUCUGUGAUUUGCCCCUUGCUGAGGACAUACCUAUAGCAUUCAAUAGCGUGCGCAAAGGGAUGCGAUCAAUCAAUUGGAGAGCUGACAAGCCUUCGACGCUCUACUGGGCGGAGACACAAGAUGAGGGUGAUGCGAAAGUAGAAGUUUCUCCUCGAGAUAUAAUUUAUACACAGCCUGCUGAGCCACUUGAAGGUGAACAGCCAGAAAUCUUACACAAACUCGAUCUUCGCUAUGGUGGAAUCUCUUGGUCUGAUGAUUCUCUAGCUCUAGUUUAUGAAUCAUGGUACAAGACAAGGCGAACAAGAACCUGGGUAAUAUCACCUGGCUUUAAAGAUGCAAGUCCACGUGUGCUAUUUGACAGGUCUUCAGAAGAUGCGUACUCUGAUCCUGGCUCCCCAAUGAUGAGAAGAACACCUUCUGGAACUUAUGUGAUUGCAAAGAUAAAGAAGGAAAAUGAUGAAGGCACUUAUGUUUUACUGAAUGGAAUUGGUGCAACCCCUGAAGGGAACAUCCCUUUCCUUGAUCUGUUUGACAUAAAUACAGGCAGCAAAGAACGAAUUUGGCAGAGUGAUAAAGAAAAAUACUUUGAGACUGUUGUUGCUCUAAUGUCUGAUCACAAGGAAGGGGAUCUAUACCUUGAUCAGUUGAAAUUGUUGACUUCAAAGGAGUCAAAAACUGAAAAUACUCAGUAUUAUAUCCAGAGCUGGCCAGAUAAGAAAGCAUGCCCGAUUACAAAUUUUCCUCAUCCAUACCCGCAGUUGGCAUCAUUGCAGAAAGAGAUGAUUAGGUACCAGCGGAAGGAUGGAGUUCAGCUUACUGCAACCUUAUACUUGCCACCAGGCUAUGAUCCAUCAAAAGAUGGCCCUCUUCCAUGUCUUGUCUGGUCUUACCCUGGAGAAUUUAAAAGCAAAGAUGCUGCGGGACAAGUUCGUGGUUCUCCUAAUGAAUUUGCAGGCAUAGGCCCAACAUCAGCUCUUCUUUGGCUAGCUAGGAGAUUUGCCAUUUUGUCUGGCCCAACGAUUCCUAUUAUCGGUGAGGGUGAUGAGGAGGCAAAUGACAGGUAUGUAGAGCAACUGGUUGCAAGCGCAGAGGCAGCAGUUGAGGAAGUUAUCCAACGUGGAGUUGCUCAUCCUGGAAAAAUUGCUGUUGGAGGACAUUCCUAUGGUGCAUUCAUGACUGCAAACCUCUUGGCACAUGCCCCUCAUAUUUUCUGCUGUGGAAUUGCACGCUCUGGGGCUUACAACAGAACACUUACACCUUUUGGUUUUCAGAAUGAGGACAGAACACUCUGGGAGGCCACGAGUACGUAUGUGGAGAUGAGCCCUUUCAUGUCAGCAAACAAAAUUAAAAAGCCCAUAUUACUUAUUCAUGGAGAAGAAGAUAACAAUCCCGGAACUCUAACCAUGCAGUCGGAUCGUUUCUUUAAUGCUCUGAAAGGUCAUGGUGCACUGUGUCGCCUGGUUGUUCUUCCUUUUGAGAGCCAUGGGUACGCUGCGUACGAGAGCAUCAUGCAUGUUCUCUGGGAAACAGAUAGAUGGCUGCAGAAAUAUUGUGUAUCAAACGCAUCUGACGUAGGCACAGAACUUGAUGCUUGCAAAUGUGAUGCAAACAAAGACGUUACAGACUCUGAAAACAAGGCAGCUGCUGCCAGUGGAGGCGGUGACCCGGAGCUGGAAGAUUUUGAGCAUCAAGGGUUCCACCCUGUGCCAAGGUCAUUAUUAUGAUGGAAUUGCGGAUCUGUAGCUGCUGCUGACUAAAAACAGGAGCCCCCAGUGAUGUGCGAAUAGCAUGUGCUACUCACUUGAAUAUGAAAAUGUGCAUCAAUAUAACACACCAAGUGCUGCGAAAUUCAUAAAAUACCAUUGGAUUCUGAAAGUUAUUGUGCUCCCUCAAGCUGAUCAGCAGCAUGUAUCUUAAGAGGGCGUAAAAACAUUGGACGAUUAUUUCAGUCACCUAUGAUAUCUGCGAUGAUAUCAUUAAAGUUAUGUUCUUAUUUUUCACAAGGUAUAUGAAUACAUCGUUUUGCUUCA
Manihot esculenta (cassava) is the source of this 3210-nucleotide messenger RNA. Its product is annotated as probable glutamyl endopeptidase, chloroplastic. Gene Ontology annotation, molecular function: serine-type endopeptidase activity. Lineage: Eukaryota; Viridiplantae; Streptophyta; Magnoliopsida; Malpighiales; Euphorbiaceae. Gene Ontology annotation, biological process: proteolysis. The transcript has 11 exons. The coding region runs from base 16 to 2904 and encodes 962 amino acids. The record is from RefSeq and is a predicted model, not a curated record.